AUGGAGGGUCUCACCUGGGACUCGGCGCUCGCCAUGGCUUCGAGAGAGCGGCUCCCCGCGCCGUCCCCGAGAGGACCCCGAGCUGCGGCCCCCGCCCUCCGCGCCGCUCCGGGUGCGCGGUCCCCGCAGCCACCUCUCGGGCCCGCGCCCUGGGACAGGGGCGGCCCUCUGGACGAGCGCCGGCUGGUCGCCCAUCUACAACUGGCCCUGGGUAGCGAGGCGCGCCUGUGGAGGGGCGGCCAACCCCAGGUCGAGAUGUGCCACAAGGUCCGGGAACUCAUGUUGGGGCUCCUGGAGCUUAAGAACAUUUUUAACUUCUCCCAGACUACUAUUAACCUGGCUCUCACUACCUUUGGCCGCCUCCUGGUUUCAUUAAAGAUAAGAGAGAGGAUACUCCAAUGUGUCAUAGUUACUUCCUUGAGACUCGCUGCCAAAGUGAACAAAGAAGAGGAGUCAAUUCCACGCGUAAAAGACUUCUUAAAGCACUACGGCUCUGGCUAUACCCCGAAUGAGCUGCUGAGGAUGGAGCUGGCUAUUUUGGACAAACUGCACUGGGACCUCUACAUUGGGACGCCGCUGGACUUUGUGACCAUAGGGUUUUGGGGUUCUAACAUUAAAAACCACGGUCUCUAGUUCCACGCCCUGGCGGUCGUGGGCUGGCCCCACGUGGUGGAGCUGCUGCCUCAGAGGAAUCCUUCCCUCCACGUCGCGUCCCUGACCAGGCAGCUGCAGCACUGUAUGGCGGGCCACCAGCUGCUGCAGUUCAAGGGCUCCACACUGGCCUUGGUCAUCAUCACCUUAGAGCUGGAGAGGCUCAUGCCCGACUGGUGUACUCCUAUAUCUGGUCUGCUAAAGAAAGCACAGGUCGGUACUGAGCAGUUGAGCUUCUGCGAGGGGCUGGUGGGGCAGCAUCUGAGAAGUGCGCAGUCAUCCUCCUGCUCAGACAGCUUUCUGUUCCACCUCCCAGCCUUUGGGCCCCUACCCUUAGCCCUCAAAACCUGGAUCCACCCCUGGUCGCGGCAGGACACUUGGAAGAGUUUCACUCUGGGCAUCCACAGAACCUGCCCCGCUCCUGGUGAGGAGGGAGAGGCUGCCUUUUUCCUGCUGCGCCGCCGCGGACACACGCAGCUCACCCUCCUCCCCACUCUGAAUGGAGCCCCAUCUCGGAAGCACAGCAUGAAGCCAGGACUUGGUCCUGGAGAUCAGUAA
This is a messenger RNA of Ailuropoda melanoleuca (giant panda), 1209 nucleotides long. It is a transcript of the gene CCNI2, whose product is annotated as cyclin I family member 2. NCBI's taxonomy places the organism in Eukaryota, Metazoa, Chordata, Mammalia, Carnivora, Ursidae. The transcript is spliced from 7 exons. The record is from RefSeq and is a predicted model, not a curated record.